Ceutorhynchus assimilis (cabbage seed weevil) is the source of this 1803-nucleotide messenger RNA. Lineage: Eukaryota; Metazoa; Arthropoda; Insecta; Coleoptera; Curculionidae. The record is from the annotation of a GenBank genome assembly.
UUUUUAUUAUCAAUCUUAAUAUUAGUUUACGAGUAAAAGUAGGUACGUAUUUAUAAUAUCGCAAUACCCCAAUCAAUUAUUAUUAAUCAGUCGGUCAAUUUUCAGAAGGUUAAACAAACAGUUCAAGAACGACGUUUUGCCAUUCUCCAUGCCCAAAAAAGAAAAAACAAAAACAAAACCUAGAUAUCAAAACGUCUAUUUUGAUUACAAGUUGCAAGCGCGCGCUUUCAUUUUACACAUAUGAUGACGCGAAAAAGUAGGUGCAAAAACCGUAAGCCCCGGCGACUACUGCUUUUAGAGGAAGAGUGUUUCUGUUUGUCUAUCUUACUCGGCCUAGAAGCUUUAAUACAAGAUAAACAUAAUUUGGAACAUAAAUGUUUUUGUUUAAACUUAAUCAAAGUUAAUCCAAGUGAAAGCUGUUGAACUUGGUACCGUUUAACUCUUCAUUGAAAUUUAAAAAUAGUCGGGUGCAUCAGUGUGUCGGAUAAGGUGGUCGAAAUCAAGGUCAAUUACAAUGCAAAUGAAGACAUUUUCGCGGUUUCUAAAUAUUUAGUUUUCCUAAAAAAAAAAAAUUCACAUCAAUAAAACCCAAGAAUGUCUUAUGGUAGUAUGAGAUGGUUUCUGGCAGAGUUUCGGUAAUUUUCUUGUGCUGUUUUUUGAUUGGCGAUGUUUGCGGUGAUUGGAGCGAUAUUGAGAAAGUUGAAGCCUUGAUACGACAAUGGGCCCCUUUAGUUUGGUUAUCUCCAGAAGAAAAAUAUAUGCCGCUCAACAUAGAAGAAUUUUUAGAGAAUACAAACAUAGCUGAUGAACAAGGCAGCAUUUUGACGCAAAGUAAACAUUCAGUACGAUUUUUUCAGUACAAUUUGAAAAAUUUCUUUCUCGUUCCAAAUCGACCCUUAGAAAGACUCAAAUCUAAUCGAACAUCAUUUAUUUACGGCAAAAAUCCUAAAAUCUACCCUAAAGUUCCUAUUUAUGCCGUGAUGACUUAUUGCAACUCGCCUAGUUAUCGUGAUACUGGCAACAACAUUUUUGGAAGAACUGAUUGGCUACCUUCGUUUCACGUUACUUAUUGGAUGUUUUAUCCAUUCAACGAAGGUAAAGAUGCUUGUUUUUUAGGUAAAGUUCCAGCACCUCUAAUAUUUAGCAAAUGCUUGGGGCAUUAUCGCAAACUAGGCAAUCAUAUCGGAGAUUGGGAACAUAUGAGCUUAUCGUUUUCUGGAAAUUCUUAUCCAGAUCAAUUGUUCCUGUCAGUUCACGAUGCUGGAGCUUAUUACACCUAUGAUAAACCGACUAACAUUUUCAAAUUCGAUUCCAAGAUGCCUCGAAAAGGUGUGGCGCAAGUUCCUAAAUUUCCUGAAUUUAUCAGAUUACAAGGUGGUCAUCCAGUAUUAUUCGCAGCAGAAGGUUCGCACGGACUUUGGUCGACACCGGGUGACCACGAAUUUAUCCGAGUUCCGAAAAUCACUGACAAAACUGGCUAUGGAACGCCGUGGAAAACUUGGGCCUCCAUUAAAUUUUACCAUAUCGGCCGUACUGAAAUACCUCCUUGGAUGAGUUUCAAGGGAAAAUGGGGAAAUCCCAAAACUAAAUGUAUUUUGUUCAAGAAAUUCGGCUUGUGCGAGUACACCGAAGGACCUAGGGGACUGUUGAGAGAGAAUCAAGAUUUUUAUUGUUAGUCAAAAAAAAAAAAUGUAUAGUUAGGUUUCGAGUUAGGUUUGUUCUUCAGUUAUAAGUAAUUAAUUUGCGUAGUAUGUAGGCAUAGGUGUAUGAAAUGUAAAUAAAACUAUAAUAUAGAGAAUCUCC